This is a messenger RNA of Ipomoea triloba (trilobed morning glory), 1113 nucleotides long. Its product is annotated as probable purple acid phosphatase 20. Gene Ontology annotation, molecular function: metal ion binding; acid phosphatase activity. Lineage: Eukaryota; Viridiplantae; Streptophyta; Magnoliopsida; Solanales; Convolvulaceae. The record is from RefSeq and is a predicted model, not a curated record. The transcript has 3 exons. Bases 16 to 1113 code for a protein of 365 amino acids.
GUCGGAAAGGAUAGAAUGAGGAUUUCAUGGAUUACGGAAGACUCAGGCACGCCGGCGACAGUGGAAUACGGCACGUCGCCGGGAAAUUACCGGUUUUCUGUAAACGGCGGUACUACAAACUAUACCUACGUGCAAUACAAGUCCGGCGAAAUCCACAAUGUCGUCGUCGGCCCGCUGAAUCCAAGCACCGUCUACUACUACCGUUGCGGCGGCCGAGCCACCGAGUAUAAUUUUAAAACCCCACCAUCUUGGUUCCCUAUCAAAUUCGCCGUCAUAGGUGACUUAGGACAAACGGAGUGGACCAGAACAACCCUAGAACGCAUCGGAAAGUCCAACUACGAUAUGUUGCUCCUACCGGGGGACCUAUCCUACGCCGAGACAAACCAGUCACUGUGGGACUCGUACGGCCGCCUGGUGGCGCCGCUAGCGCGCCGGCGGCCGUGGAUGGUGACGGAGGGCAACCACGAGUAUGAAACCCUCCCACCCGUCCACACAACCCCAUUCACCGCCUACAACGCAAGAUGGCACAUGCCGUACGAGGAAAGCGGCUCCAACUCCAACCUAUUUUAUUCUUUCGAUGUCGCCGGCGUUCAUGUCGUGAUGUUGGGAACCUACGCCGAUUUUUGGCCCGGAACGGCGCAGCACACGUGGCUCAAAUCGGACCUAGGAAAAGUUGACCGAACGAAGACUCCGUGGCUGAUUGUGCUUGUACAUGCGCCUUGGUACAACUCCAACACUGCACAUCAAGGAGAGUACCAUGCCGACCACAUGAAGGCGGCCAUGGAAGAUUUGAUCUUUGAAGCUAAAACGGAUAUCGUGUUCGCCGGCCAUGUUCAUGCAUACGAGCGGUUCACUCGAGUUUACAAAGAAGAAGUUAAUGAUAGUGGCCCAUUGUAUAUCACAAUUGGGGAUGGGGGUAAUCUUGAAGGCCUUGCCACCAAGUACAUAGAUCCACAACCAAAGAUAUCAUUGUUUAGGGAAGAAAGUUUUGGGCAUGGAGAGCUAAACGUGGUAAAUGGAAGCCAUGCAAGGUGGACAUGGCACAGAAAUGAUGAUGAUGAAGGAGUUGUAGCUGAUAGUGUAUGGAUAAGGAGCUUGUCUUCUCAUCAAUAA